This is a messenger RNA of Eutrema salsugineum, 327 nucleotides long. RefSeq lists its product as uncharacterized. Lineage: Eukaryota; Viridiplantae; Streptophyta; Magnoliopsida; Brassicales; Brassicaceae. Bases 1 to 327 code for a protein of 108 amino acids. The record is from RefSeq and is a predicted model, not a curated record. The transcript has a single exon.
AUGAUCGGCCACUUCUUCUGUGACAGCAAAGAAUCUAUCCAAGUUCUUGGGCUCAGAGUUUCAGAAGCUGGGGUUGAGGUAGAUUGUGCGAAGAUCGACGUUAUAACAAAUUUGCAACCACCAGAUUCUGUAAAAUCAGUAAGGAGUUUCUUGGGACGUGUUGGGUUAUAUCGGAGAUUUAUCAAGGAUUUCAGCAAGAUUGUAAGACCGCUUACUGCUCUGCUGUGUAAGGACGUCAAAUUUGAUUUCACAGAUGAGUGUCUUGCUGCUUUCGAACAGAUCAAACAGGCGUUGAUAAACGCGCCUAUUAUGCAGCCUCCUGACUAG